This is a messenger RNA of Sphaerulina musiva SO2202, 470 nucleotides long. RefSeq lists its product as uncharacterized. The record is from RefSeq and is a predicted model, not a curated record. NCBI's taxonomy places the organism in Eukaryota, Fungi, Ascomycota, Dothideomycetes, Mycosphaerellales, Mycosphaerellaceae. Bases 240 to 434 code for a protein of 64 amino acids. The transcript has a single exon.
UGGGAACACAGGUGUUGGAAUGCUGCUGUAUGCUGAUGAAGAUAUACGCUGUCGAUUUUGCGAUGAUUGCAGGCUUCUGUAGGCCGGACACAGACCCAUUUGCGCCUAUGCUAGACAGUCUUCACAUUUGAUUAUUCAUGCGGUUGCCCAACCGCUCGGCCAAUUGAUAGAUUCCCCAUUUCAUUCAGCAGGCUUUGCCUACCGUUCAAGUCAUCUCGCGAGCAUUGAAAGUGAGGGAAAUGUGGUGGUGGUCAGCAGUGAUAAGCUGGUCGGCCAGUUCUAGACGUAUCCAUGGUAACAAAGGAUUUGAGCUGAGUGGCAGUUUUGUGUUUUGCCACAGUCCCGCCAAGCCACAUCGCCUAACCCCUUUUGGGAGCGGGCCCACCCGUCAGAACAUUCGCAAGGUGAAGCUGUGUUGUGAAGCGAACAAUUGAGGUAAGAACGGACAGUGAAGUGGUGCCUUCCUAAAC